CGUACGCGCGCAUAUGCACAUACGUGGCGAGGGCCUUAAAUCUUCAGGUAGUUUUCAGCUUCCUGCUUGAUCCACCAGGGCGGCGCACCGGUAUCGUUGAAUCACGAAUAUUGUAUACAGCAGUUUCCAACGACUAAUCGACCAAUGCUAAAGAAAGUGAUUUCUAUACAUUCUACCAUUAUGUGUAUUCAGUUGUAUUGUAGGAUUGUAGUGAACAGGUUAUUCUCUGUCACUAAUUAAUAAGAGAAUAAUCCUUAAAACUUAAUAAACUUGAAAAAGUGUUUUGAACAUAAGAUUUUCUUCAAAACAGAAAUUGGUAUGUCGGAAUCUAAGGCACGCCGUGGCUGGGAUGACCGACGUAACCCUGAAGACACUUAUCACCGUAAACGCAAGAGCAAUGACGAUCAUCAUAGGAAAGACGAAGGUCGUUCCCAUCAUCGAGAAUUGGAUAGUAAAAGAUCUCGAGGAAACGAUGAAAACAACCGACAUCGCAAUCACGAUGUUGACAGAUCACACAGAGGGGACGAUGAUAGACGCGACAAGAGUCGUGACCAAAGCAAUAACUUUAGAAGAAAUGAUGAUCGGAGCAAGAGAUCUCGUUUCCAACAGUCGUUUGUAAAAAAGGAGGACGCAUCGCCAGAGUGGGGCAAACCGAAAGUGAAGGAAGAAAAAGUUCAGCCUCAAGAAAAACAGAAGCCUAAUUUUGAAACUUCUGGAAAGCUGACCGAAGAUGCAAACACAGUGCAUGGAAGAGUGAUCAAAUAUUCAGAACCUCCAGAUGCUCGAAAACCAAAGAGAAUUUGGAGGUUAUAUCCAUUUAAAGGUGAAAAGCAAUUGCCAGUUAUAUAUCUACAUAGACAAUCUGCCUACCUGAUUGGUAGAGACAGGAAAAUUGCUGAUUUUCCCAUGGAUCACCCUUCAGUUUCAAAACAGCACGCUGCAUUUCAAUAUCGUUUAGUACCAUUCAAGAGAGAAAAUGGGACUGAGGGAAAACAGAUUAGACUUUAUUUAAUAGAUUUAGAAUCUGCUAAUGGAACUUACGUAAAUAAUGUCAAAAUUGAGCCACGUCGGUAUCAUCAACUUUUAGAGCGAGAUGUUGUGAAAUUUGGGUUUAGUACCAGAGAAUUUGUCCUUUUACAUGAGAAUAGUAAAGAUGAUACACAAGAUGAUGAUGUAAUAGAAGAACCUACCAGUCAACCAGCUCAGUAAAAAUUCUUUUUAAAAGUAAAUUUUGAAUUUUUAAGUUUGUUCUAUGUUAACAAAAUCAAAAUUUUUUUUUUUGAAAACAUGAAUUAUAACUUUACUAAUUUGUAAAAAGAUUUUGACAAUAUUGCUCUAUAGAUAUUUAUUCAUAGUAGAUUCUCAAAAUGUAUCGUUCUUUUAUAACGAUGUUAUUUAUUUCAUUAUAACUAAAUUAUAAUUAAAUAUAAAUAAGGUAGAUAUUUCCAGUUUAUAAUUUUAUUUUUUUCAUCAAAUCUUAACAAGAACAAUAUUCUACAAGUUUCUCAAUCCAAUAGGAUUUUAUUAGAAAUAUUUUAAAUUAUAUUUGUUGGCUUUGUUUUUCUUCUACCUUAUUUACAAAUGAUUGGUUUUUUCAAAAACUAUUUUGAAUAGAAACUAGGUAUUGUACAAUGUUUAAAAUGUGAUCAACAACACAAGAU
Messenger RNA from Phymastichus coffea, 1661 nucleotides. Its product is annotated as smad nuclear interacting protein 1. The transcript has 2 exons. Gene Ontology annotation, cellular component: nucleus. Gene Ontology annotation, molecular function: mRNA binding; protein binding. Gene Ontology annotation, biological process: miRNA processing. NCBI's taxonomy places the organism in Eukaryota, Metazoa, Arthropoda, Insecta, Hymenoptera, Eulophidae. Bases 319 to 1209 code for a protein of 296 amino acids. The record is from RefSeq and is a predicted model, not a curated record.